AUGGGCGACCCCGACACUGAGAAGUGGCUCCACCCUCCUCACCCUCCUCGCCCCACCCCGCGCCACCCCACGUGUCCGCCGUGGUGGGUUGAGUGCGUGGAUCGGGGCUCGAUCCUGGAACCUGGAGCUCUGGGGACCUGGUGACCUGGUGACCUUGUGACCGCAGAGUCGACUGCUUGAGACGGCGUGAGUGGCAGUGACUGCGGUGGGGACUCGAACCUGGAACUCUGGGACCGGAGAAUCGACCGCUUGAGACGGCGUGAGUGGCAGUGAUUGGGAUCGGGACUCGAACCUGGAACCUGGAACUCUGAGACCGGAGAAUCGACCGCUUGCGACCGCAACCGAGUCUCUCCCUCGCCCGGGCCACGGCCACAGCGGAGCGGGGUGGGGCGGUACGAGAGGCAUGCGGGGACUCGUGGCGGCGGCGACGCGACUCGCGGCCGGCGUCGGCCGGAAGAUUCGCGCGUCCCGGCCCGGACUCGCGACGCCCCCCGGCGUCCGUGGGUCAGAGGGACUCCAAGGGCCGCUGGCAGCAGCCCAUCGCGCCCUCGCCUCUUGGCCGACGCUACGGCCCUCGCUUGCCCCGCCUGCGCCGGCUGGGCACCAGCGGGCCUGGCGGGGCCUUUGCAGCGGAGCGGACGCGGACCCGGCGGGGGCGGCGACGGCACUCGGGGCCGUGAAGCAGCCGCACUACCAGCUGGUGUUCACCUGCAAGGUGUGCAGCACCCGCACAGCCAAGCGCAUCUCGAAGGCGGCGUACCACAGCGGCGUGGUGAUCGUGACCUGCCCAGGCUGCGGGAAUCACCACAUCAUCGCCGACAACCUGCGCUGGUUCUCCGACCUGGAGGGCAAGCGGAACAUCGAGGAGAUCCUGGCAGCACGCGGGGAGCUCGUUCGCCGCGUGCCCACCGAAGACGCCACCGACUUCGCCGCGGUGCCUGGGGGUGAGGGGGCGGGUCCCGGGAGAGAGGGGCCUGAGGUGGAGGGGGCGGGGUCCGCGGUGGAGCCUGAGGUGGAGGGGCCGGGGUCUGGGAUGGAGGGGGCGGGGUCUGGCGUAGAGGGGGCGUGGCCCUUGGUGGAGUCUGGUAUGGAGGGGGCGGCGUCUGGGAUGGAGGGGGCGUGGCCCAAAGUGGAGCCUGGGAUGGAGGGGGCGGGGUCUGAGAUGGAGGAGGCGGUGUCCGGAGGUGAGAGCCUGGGGGUCACGGGGCCGAGGGACGGUGGAUCACGGGGGGUCACCACCCGCCAGGGCGGAUCCGUGGGUGCGGUGGGGCGAGCCGUGGUGCCGGCCUCGCCGGGACGAGGUGGGGUGGGCGCCCAGGAUCCCGGUGUGCGGGGCCCGGGGAGGGCCGAGGGGGGUUAG
Messenger RNA from Petromyzon marinus (sea lamprey), 1360 nucleotides. The record is from RefSeq and is a predicted model, not a curated record. Lineage: Eukaryota; Metazoa; Chordata; Hyperoartia; Petromyzontiformes; Petromyzontidae.